Messenger RNA from Felis catus (domestic cat), 2603 nucleotides. RefSeq names its product G protein-coupled receptor 160 (gene GPR160). The coding region runs from base 1732 to 2484 and encodes 250 amino acids. The record is from RefSeq and is a predicted model, not a curated record. The transcript is spliced from 3 exons. NCBI's taxonomy places the organism in Eukaryota, Metazoa, Chordata, Mammalia, Carnivora, Felidae.
CAGGAUUUCUUUCUGAGGCUUUUCUUUGGAAGGAAUAGUGUAUCCAUUAGGACUGUAUUCAAUUGCUUGUAACUGUUCAAUUGCUUGUAACAAAACCUGACCGAGAGUGCGUAAAACGAGUAAGGGAAUUAUUCUUCUCAUGUCUUAAGCGCCGCUCCUCCUUUUUCUGGUGUGUUGCUCUGUGGCCACAAAACGGCUGCACCCCCUCCAACUUCACAACCACCUCACAGCCGGAGGGAAACAGGAGGAAUGCUGUGACCACUGCGCAACGGUCCUAAACAGUAAACUCCGCAGGCCUCGCUAGGAGACUUCCUCCUACAUCUCAUUGGCCAGAGUUGAGCCACGUGACUGCUCCGCAAGGCCCUCUGGGAAGAUGAGCACUUUUUGCUCCACUUACUGCCUCCCUGACCGAACUCUGCGUGCUCUUAGGAAAAUAGGAGAAAUGGGUAUUAAGAAGGCAGUGAGCAAUGACUGCCCCAUGAAGAAUAUCGGACAGAACAAGGAUGUUGGGGGAGGAACAGCGACCUCAGAAGUGCUGCUGGAUCUAGUGGAUUCCAGGGGCUCUGGGCAACUCUGUUGACGAGUUUUCGUGCAAGAGAGGCAAGGAAAUGUUCUGAGCAGCCUUGGGUUCAGCUUCAAUUCUGUUAUUACGGAAGGAGAGAAUAGAUAUUGGGGAGCAACCAAGGGCUCUGCCUCAGUCCCGCCACAGGCCCCUGAGACAGGGUUCCCCUUGGGAAGGGGUCUGAUGUGCACAGUCGUGUGCUCCGGAAUUUCUAGACAGGAGGGGUCUGGGGCAGUUACUCAGGCUUUGGGGGAUGGAGGGAGAGCAGUAGGCACUCGAGGAUACUUGGGGAUGCUGGGAGCGUCUGAAGACAAAUUCGGUCUCCUGGAUUGGCUGGAAAGUGCCAGUAAGAGUGCGGCUAGCCCCUCAAAGUCACCUCUUCCCAGCCCUGUCAGUAGCAAGUCUUCAUUUUCCUCUUGGAUGAAUAAUAACCCUACCUUGUAGGGUUGGUGCGAGCUUAGUUUGACGUGAUGCUUGUCCACCUCCUGUUUUUUUUUUUUUGUUUUUGUUUUUGUUUUUUCACCUCCUGUUUUAUAUACACUCCAUAGACGGCGGCUGUUAUUUUUGAGAGGAACAUAAUCUGGCCCCCUCACGCUCGCUGCUCGACCACAGCUCACAUCCUCUCCUUCUCAGCUAUGCUGAGUCACAUGCCUUUUCUCUAUCAGAACGUGCACACCCUGCCCAGCUUUCUGCUUCUGGCUUUGCUCACGGUGACAUCUCGGCUGAAACACUUCACAUCCUGGAGAAUCCUACAGUCCUUUACUACACCAGCUCACCUCCAGGAAUUCUCUGGGGAAGUCCUCAGUUCCAGUAGCUUCGCACACUUAAACUUCUGCCAAGGCUCGGUUCUUAUUGCACCCUCUGGCGGGCGUUUACUAGAUUCCUCGUAGAGCCAGUCCAGGCUUUCUGAGGGGUUAAAAAAAGGCCCAGGCCACUCCCCUUGUUCGAGGUUCUGCAUGAAAAGGAGGAGGAAAUUGUGCCACAUUUUAAAUGUUUAGACGACUGGGAACUUGUAGGUGUUCAACAAAUGCUUGUUGAAUAAAUACAAUAUUUUAGCAACGUUUAUAAAAAAAAAAGAAUGCAAUGUAAUUGUGCUAUUUGCAAAUGUGCUAUUUGCAGUUUAUAUAAAACUGUGAAUUCAUAGUGCACUGCAGGCUUUGCUUAGUGGCAUGCAUAUUUCAGGUUCUGUCACCCUGCGUGUACCUUCAUUUGGAGACAACUGCCAAUGGCCCUGCCCACCCUACUGGGGAUGUAGAUUCUCCUUGGGUUGGGGCUGGGGCUGGGGCUUCAACGCCUGGUACACGGCAGGGGGUGUCACUAAGCGGCGAGUGGCUGCAGCUCUCCCCUUUCUCUACCCCUCUCCCAAGGAUCCGGGGUGGCGGCUUCCAUCGUUUGUCGCCGCCCCACCGGCAGGCGGCGCCCCUCCGGCCAGCCUCCCGGCGGGGUCGCGACGGGGCGUGCGUGUUCAAAGUCGGCCCCCCGCGGACGCCCGCGCUUCCUGGCGCCAGGCGGCUAGCCGGCCGCAGCUGGGGCUUCGGGGCCGGACUCGCUGCCCCCGCCCUCCUCCUUUGAGCGCUCGGGGCGGAGCCGGGCGGGCGCGCGGGGCUCCCGCCCCUCUCUCGGCGGUCACCUGGGGCCGGGCGCAGCAGGUGUCUGGUCUGGCACCCAGCGCCGGGAACGCGGAGAGCACGCCGGAAACCGCUGCACUUCGGGUGGCCCUGGGAGGCGGCGGCUGGGUCGAACCCCGGAAUUCCGGAGGCGACCGCCAGGACCUAGCCCGCGGAGGAAGGUCCUGCGAGGAAACCGGCUCGCUCCGCCCCACCUUUUGCAAAAGACUCGGAGUUGAAUCAUUGGGAAUUUGCCAACUAGGGAUCAGCGCGGCUGCCGAGAGAAUCACGGGGAAGAGGGAACCUGCGGUUUAAACACUGUUGAAGAGACGUGACACAGCAGUGCAGUCCGUCUGCGAACGUUGGUUGGAUCCUGAUUCGAAGGGGAGAAGUUCAUGAAACAUUGAGCCAAUAAAAGAAAUGUGUACUGGUCA